AUGGAAUCCGGUAAAAAUUAUCAAAUCGUACCGUAUGGGCAUAAUUUAAAAUUGGAAAACGAAACGAUCGUUAGAUCCGUAUUUACGAAAGGAAAAUCUAAAAAAAAUCUAUUCGAUCCUAAAAAAUCAAUCGAAAAAAAUAUCGAUGAAAAUCGUUCGAUCGAUUUAUCGAAUUCGGAAACCGUUGAAAAACCUGCAAAUAAAGAUGUCAUUGUUAUAAAAAGUCCAAAACCACGUAAAACGAAAAAGAAUAAAAAUUCACCUAAUCAAAAAAUAAAUAAAAAUAAAGAUAAAAAUAAAAAUGAUAAUGAUGUUGAUUCGGACGAUGAAGAGGACGAUGAAAAAUUAAAGCCUAAGAAUGAAUCGGGUGCUAUAUUUUUUUACAACAAAUUUAAAAAAGCGACUAAAAGAAGAUUAACAAAAACAAGACUCAAAUUGAAAAGUAAAUUACAUCCGGAACAAGAUUUUAAAGGACCCUACAUAUACGAUUUUGAAGUUGCGGUACAUUCACAAACGGCAAACAUGUUUUAUUAUAAGGAUAUAACGGUUCAAUUAUUUUUCAAUACCCCUUAUCUACCUGAUUUUAUAAAUAUGUCGGUUCAAAUUGAUGCAGAAAAUAUAACGACUGGAAAAACUUUAAGCGAAUCGCACACAUUAUCCGAUUUUUGGUCUGUAAAAACGACGAUGAUAAAUUUAUUUUACGAAAGUUUUUUUUUCCCCCCUAUCGAUUAUACUCAAUAUAUGGACGACGAUAGAGAAAUGUUUUACGAAAAUGAAAUAUUAGGUGUACCUAGAAUGAGACAAGUUAGAGUAGAAGAUAAUUCAUGUUUGAUACAUCCCAGCAUGCAAAGAUUUUUCCGACAUUGUUUUAGUUAUUAUUCUAUAUAUACGGAAGAAACGGAACCGAUAAAAACUGGAAUGGAGGGAACAAUAUCAGAAACUGCUUGGGUUUACACAGAAGCAGAAGAAUUAAAUACGAGUAGUUAUUGGGGACAAAUAUCUAUUUAUGGCGGUGGUGGAUAUUAUGUAGAUUUAGGAAGAACGAAAGAAUCUGCAAUAAGAAUAAUUAACGAAUUAAGAGAUAAUGAAUGGAUAUCGAGAGCGACAAGAGCCGUUUUUAUUGAUUUUAAUAUAUAUAAUGCAAACGUUAAUUAUUUUUGCAUUUGCAAGAUUGUUAUUGAAUUUCCACCAAUGGGUGGCAUGAUACCAAAUGCCGAUUUUCAUCCACUUAAAUUAAUUAAAUAUUUAUGGUUUUGGGAUUUUGUCGUUUUGGGAUUGGAAUUUGUACGAUUUGUUUUUUUAAUUUAUUUUAUUUAUAUAUUGGUCAAUCGUAUAUUAACGCAAAAAUUACAAUUUUUCUUUUCUUUUUGGAAUAUUUUUGAAUUUUUUUUAAUUGCGUUAUCUAUUAUUCAUUAUAUACUCGCAUUAUAUUUAUAUGUACUCGUAUCAAAAACUAUAAAAAGUCUUGCAGAAAGAUUCACUCUUUAUACAGAAUUUGAUUAUAUAAAACAAUUACAUCUUUUAUAUGGUACAAAUUUUGCAUUCAUCGUUUUAUUUUCUUGGUUAAAAUUAAUUAAAUAUCUUAAUUAUAAUACAAUAAUGGUAGAAUUUCAAGAUACUAUUGCUAGAAGUGUUGGAAGCAUUCUAGCUUUUUUCCCCAUGUUUUUAAGCAUGUUUACCGGAUUUUCUUUAUUAGGAUUUCUUUUAUUCGGUAGUCAGAUAAGAGAUUAUAGAACUUGGUGGUCUUCUUCUUUGUCUCUUUUACAAACAAUUAUUGGAGAAUUUGAAUAUCAAGAAAUUCAAAAUGCCGAACCAGUAUUUGGUCCAAUUUUUUAUAUUGUUUAUAUAUUUUUUAUGGUAUUUUUGGCAUUGAAUGUUUUCAUUGCCAUUAUUACUGAUGCUUAUACUCAUGUUAAAACCAAAGUAACAACUAGAGUUCCUAAACAUGGACAUUAUUUAAAAAGAGGUUUUAUGAAUGUGUUAACACCUUGUGGAUGGGAUAAAAAAUUUGCGAAAUUUAACGUUAAAGAAAAAGCGGGUUUUACCGAUUCCGAAAUUAAAAUAUUUUUUUCAAAAUAUGAUAUUAAUAUGAAUAAUAUAUUGAGCGAAGGAAUAAAAGAUAAAAUAAUUAACGAUUUAGAAUUUAAAAUAGCAGAUUAUGAAGAAUCAGCAGAAGAAUUUGAAAUUAAAUUGUUAAAAAGGAGGAUGAAUGAAGUUUAUGAUAAAAUUGAAGAUAUAGAAGCCAAUUUACAACCGAUAUUGGAUAAAGUUGAUGCAUUAUUACACAAAUAUUAA
Molecule: messenger RNA, 2295 nt
Organism: Pediculus humanus corporis (human body louse)
Lineage: Eukaryota; Metazoa; Arthropoda; Insecta; Psocodea; Pediculidae
Product: pkd2, putative
Exons: 13
Coding region: 1-2295 (764 amino acids)
Biological process (GO): detection of mechanical stimulus
Cellular component (GO): membrane
Molecular function (GO): calcium channel activity; calcium ion binding
Source: RefSeq, a predicted model, not a curated record